Molecule: messenger RNA, 345 nt
Organism: Lentinula edodes (shiitake mushroom)
Lineage: Eukaryota; Fungi; Basidiomycota; Agaricomycetes; Agaricales; Omphalotaceae
Exons: 3
Coding region: 1-345 (114 amino acids)
Source: RefSeq, a predicted model, not a curated record
AUGCUCGCCUUUGCAUUCAGCUCGUUCCUCAUCGCCCUCCUUCUAAUCUAUGUCGGCGCGGGACCUCACGUUCUGGCUUCUAUCAUGGCACUUGACGACUCUCUUGAUGCUCAUGAAUCAGGUCUGGCCGUCGUCGCUGCUCGCAAUCCUUUCAGAGAUAGCGGACCCCCUGCGAACAUGGCAAAACUUAUUCUACUUCGGCAUAAGAUACAAACAACCGGCAGAAAAAGAAGGAGUACGUCCCAUACGCGUCAGGUUUCACGACCUUAUACCAUCGCUCAACCUCGACCGGCGAAAGCUCCUUGGUUACGGUUCGGCAGGUCUGCUGGGAAGCAAUUCUAUUGA